This is a messenger RNA of Aspergillus ochraceoroseus IBT 24754, 1614 nucleotides long. RefSeq lists its product as uncharacterized. Gene Ontology annotation, biological process: transmembrane transport. Gene Ontology annotation, cellular component: membrane. The record is from RefSeq and is a predicted model, not a curated record. Gene Ontology annotation, molecular function: transmembrane transporter activity. The coding region runs from base 1 to 1614 and encodes 537 amino acids. Lineage: Eukaryota; Fungi; Ascomycota; Eurotiomycetes; Eurotiales; Aspergillaceae. The transcript is spliced from 3 exons.
AUGGAACGCAUGGAAGAGACAUCGGACUCUGCCGCCGCUGAAGAGAAGCAGAAUCAGCCCUGGAAGCCAGGCAAGGCACAAUGGUUUGUUUUUGGGUGUUUGGCGCUUCUUUCCUUCAUCAUAUCACUGGACACUACGAUUAUAACCCCGGCUCUUCCAGCGCUAGAAUCUUCAUUGCACGGUGAUACAGUUCAAGCCUUUUGGGCCGGAACAUCAUAUCUGCUCGCGAGUUCGGUGUGCCAGCCCUUCAUUGUCGAUCUGUCCGAUGUUUUUGGCCGGCGCAUGAUUCUGACGGCCGUGCUGGUGCUUUUUACUCUCGGGACGGUUCUCUGCGCGGUCGCGAAUGGAUUUGAUCUGUUUCUUGCAGGCCGCUCCUUGCAGGGGGUUGGGGGAGGCGGGAUUAUGGCAAGCUGCAUUGUGAUCACCACGGAUAUCGUCCCUUUACGCCAGCGACCCACGUACUAUUCGAUUGUUCAGAUGGCAUGGGCAGUGGGGACACUUGCCGGCCCAGUGAUUGGGGGUGCUAUCGCGCAGAAUAUCAGUUGGCGCUGGAUGUUCUAUAUCAACCUGCCUUUCUGCGGGAUCGGACUCGUUCUUGUUCCGCUGACGAUUCGUCUACGGGCUGAAAGACCCAGCGUCCUGGAAAGACUGGCCUCCAUAGACUGGACCGGUGGCGUGCUCUUCAUCGGAAGCUUGAGUAGUUUCCUGGUUGGCAUUAGCUGGGGCGGGAAUCAAUUCCCCUGGAAUAGCUGGAGGACAGUCGUACCCAUCGUCAUCGGAGGAGUCGGGGUAGUGAUAUCGCUUCUGUGGGAGAGGUCCCUGGCCUCGCGGCCCUUUAUUCAUGUGUCCCUGUUUUCUACUUAUGCGUGCGUUAUAGCGUAUAUUUGCGCUUUUCUACAGGGGGCUUUGAUGAUGGCCUUGCUUUACUUCAUCCCACUGAAUCUCCAAACUGUCAAGACCUUCGAUGCUAUCGACAGUGGCCUGGCUUUGAUGGUCAUCCUCGGUAUAAUGCUCCCGACCAGUGUAGUUACAGGGGUUCUUUUGACUCGCCUGGGCCAUUACCGUUGGGCGAUCUGGACAGGUUGGGUGCUCUCGACAACGGCCGUAGGCUUACUAGCAUUGCUCGAUCGACAUACCCAAGCGUCACGAUGGGUGCUCAUUUUCCUCUGUCUAGGUAUUGGGCAGGGACUCGUCUUAACGGCCCUAAACUUCGCAGUUCAGGCACUCGCAAAGGACAACAAGGAGGCAUCUGCCGCAGGAAUGUACACCUUUAUGCGGACGCUGGGGAUGUGCAUCGGGGUCGCUGUUGCGGGAACCUUCUUUCAGAAUAGACUCGCGUACGAGCUAGGGCUUAGAGGACUGCCGGCUGAAGUGUCCAAGGAGGCAGCUGGGUUUGCGCUGAAGUUGCAUGACGGCACCAUGAGCUCUGCAGUGCAAAGUCUCUUCAUCCAAGCAUUCAGGGAGGCAUUUCGAGACCUGUGGUUAUUCUUUUGUGGUGUCGCUGCGCUGUGUCUUCUCCUCUCACUCAUGAUCCAGCAUUCAAGCUUGGAUCGCACAUUACAGUCCGAGCAUGCCCUGAUGGAUCGCCCAGAGAAGAAAGCUGGUGACUGUUGA